GCAUGGCCGAGGAGCCGAGCGGGUUGAAGGGUGAAAGGUGACGAGUUCACACCGCGAGUGUCAUGUCUGCGGCCCGCACUGGAGUCGUGCAGUGCCGAGGGAAACCGGCUCAGUUAAUGGCUUUUGAAACAGAAUUUAAGAAAGGAAAUACACUGUAACUGAGCAUUUGGAAGGACUCGAUAGAGCAACCUCCAGAAAAGCAGGCGCGACUCUGUGUUCCGGGGAAAAAAAUAAAAAGGGUGUGCGUUUCUGCUGCGUCUCUUGCAGGGCGCUGAGCGGAGAUGUCUGAAGGAAGCUCGGGGGACCCCGGCUCUGCUGGAGGGGUGCGCCCCGCUGCCCCGGGGGGGAGGGGGCUGGUGGGCAGAAGAGCCGCAGCUGCCAUCCCCCCCAGCCGCCUGCCCGCCAUCCGAUCCCGAGACCUCACCCUGGGAGGAGUGAAGAAGAAAACCUUCACUCCAAAUAUCAUCAGCAGGAAAGCCAAAGAGGAACAGGCCGAGGUCACCUCUCGGAAGGAGAGAGAGAGGGAGCAGAGGCCCCAGGAUGGGAGGGGGAGAGGCAGGGGCAGAGGGAGGGGCCGCGGGCGUCCGGAUGUCAUCCAGUCCCACUCCAUCUUCGAGCAGGGCCCCUCCGAAGCCGCUGUGAAGAAGAGGGGCGGUUGCUAUGACGGCGCGAUGGACGCUCCCAGCAUGGGCCCCUCCCCCAUCAUAAACAUCAAGAAGGAGAAGAGGGAGACGGAGGAGGAGACCAAGCAGAUCCUGCGCAUGCUGGAGAGAGACAACUUCCUCGAUGACCCCCGGCUCCAUAGCAACCUCCGGAGCUGUCCGGUACAGCUGCCCCUGGCCGUCUCGGGCUGGAUCUUUAAAGAGGAGGUCAAGGGGGAGGGGCCCAAAAAGGAAGAGGAGGAGCAAGAGGGGGAGGACAUGGAGCUGGACCCGCCCCUGGUCAAAGUGAAGGAGGAGCCUGUGGAUGAUGGUGAGGUGAAGAAGGCGGAACCUGUCUGCCAGGCCCCUCCCCUCCCCCCUGAGAUAGGAUUUGCUGAGCUGCUGCAGGGGUGGAGCCAGUGCAAAGGGGAGGAGCUUGUCUUCAUGCAGCUUCCAGACUCCCUCCCGGGGCAGCCGCCCACCCAGGACCAGCGGCCAAUCAAAACGGAGGUGAAGACGGAGGACGGCCAAUCGGUGCUCGUGAAACAGGAGAUGAGCCAGGACGCCCUGCAGGCUGAGAACACCUGCUCCCUGACAGACCUGGCUGAGGGCCAGGUGGGGAAGCUGCUGGUGAGGAAGUCCGGUCGCGUUCAGCUCGUCCUGGGCAAAGUGAAGCUGGACAUCGCCAUGGGGACCCCCUGCUCCUUCCUGCAGGAGCUGGUAUCAGUGGGCACUGGGGACGGCAGGGCAGGGGAUCUGACAGUGCUGGGGCACAUCAGACACAAGCUGGUCUGCUCUCCAGACUUCGAGUCUCUGCUGGAGCACAGGCAGUGAAGGGAGUGGAGCGGGGAGGCACUGGGGUCACCCCUCCCCUCCUUCUCAAGCACGACUCCGAAGGCUGCACUCGGAACAUGUGACCCCUGAGAGGGUGGCACUGCGUGCUCCGCGAAACCCCCCACUCCGAAAGAAACUGCAACUCCAACGCUUGGCCACCGAGUGGCGUUGUACUACAAAGCGAAUUCACAACUGAAAAUGGAGGGGAAGAGAAAGAAAGAACGAGAGGGGCGGAUUUGGGCUGUCGUGUGAAUGAGAUUAUUUUUUUUUUUGUACAUUUUGAGAUGUGUUAAUAUUCAUGGAUAGAUAUAUGAUUGAUUAAAUUGUUGACCCGA
Molecule: messenger RNA, 1810 nt
Organism: Acipenser ruthenus (sterlet)
Lineage: Eukaryota; Metazoa; Chordata; Actinopteri; Acipenseriformes; Acipenseridae
Product: DNA-directed RNA polymerase III subunit RPC4-like
Exons: 9
Coding region: 282-1475 (397 amino acids)
Biological process (GO): transcription by RNA polymerase III
Cellular component (GO): RNA polymerase III complex
Molecular function (GO): DNA binding
Source: RefSeq, a predicted model, not a curated record